Cyclospora cayetanensis is the source of this 3417-nucleotide messenger RNA. Its product is annotated as AF4/FMR2 family member 4. Gene Ontology annotation, biological process: protein dephosphorylation. Bases 1 to 3417 code for a protein of 1138 amino acids. The record is from RefSeq and is a predicted model, not a curated record. Gene Ontology annotation, molecular function: protein serine/threonine phosphatase activity. The transcript has 4 exons. NCBI's taxonomy places the organism in Eukaryota, Apicomplexa, Conoidasida, Eucoccidiorida, Eimeriidae.
AUGCGGCGCACAGUGCAUGCAGCAGCGGCAGCUGCCGCAGCUGCCACGCUGGACAUGGAGGCGGUGCAGCGCUCCCUUGCUGCGGCUGCGUGGAGGCAGUGCCACCUGGAGGGUCACCUGCAGGGAGUUGUCGAGGAGGAGGAAGAGGAAGAAGAAGGCGCUCAGCAGCAGCAGCAGCAGCAGCAGCGACAUCUCUGGGGAAGCACGUCACCCGCCUCGGAGCCUGUCGCGCAGCCGUCUUGCGUAGUGCGGGUAAUCUUUGGCUCCUAUUCCCACAGGGGAGUCAUGCACGAUAACGAAGACAGGAUUUGUGUGGGUAUAUGGGGACGCCUUGAAUCUUCAGCCGCGACGAGCUCUCCUUCCCCUUCUCCUCCUUCGCAGCAGCAGCAGCGGAAGGAGCAGGAGGAGGAGCAACAGGCAUCGAGCCAGUGGGGCAGUUGCAGCAGCCAAACAAAGCCUUCAGCACCGACACCCAACACUGGAGCCGACGCAGAUCGAAGCAUUCUGGAGCUUGCAGCGGGAGGCAGAGGACUGGAGUAUCAGUGGAACGGAAGGAUAUCGGCAGCCGCAGCAGGAGCAGCGGCAGCCUCAGCGACGGCUGCAGCCACGUUGAAAGCAGACGAGACUGUAUGCUGGGGAGGGCAGCACUGCCGACUGCCCCCCGUUGUUGCUGCAGGAGUUCGUGUUGCAGUUCAGGGAGGCUUUGCUGCUGAGCUGCGAGAUAUGCAAGAAGAAGCUGCAGCGGCUACGGUGGCAGAAAUGAAAACAGCAGUCGACGGACUGCCGAGGAAGCCUCCAGCCUUCGAUUCAGCGGCUAUCGAUGCUGCAAUAAAUCGCCUCGUCGAAGCUCCCCGCGCUCCCUCCUGGUCAGUCGCGGCAGGAGCAUCUGCCGAGCAGCAGCAGCAGCAGCAGCAGAGCAGGUGGGGGCAGUUCUCUUCCGUGUUGCGGAGGCGGAAGGCGAAGUUUUCAGCAGUUGAAGGCGUCGCAGUCUCUCAGUGCUGGGAGUUUCCAGAGGCAGAAGCAGCGGGAGCAGCAGCAGCAGCAGCAUCGGCCGCCGUUCCGGGUGUACGUACAGCGCAGAAGCCUCUCGCAACGGCGGAGAAAGAUGCCAGCAUGCCCUCCGUCUUGUUCGUGGUGUGCGAUGGGCACGACACGCAUGAAGCUUCCAACUUCGUAUCAAAAGGUCUCCCUCUACUUGCCUACAAGCGACUGCCUCCCCAGUUGCCGUUGUUGAGACCAGAGAAGCUGCAUGCAGCUGCCAGAACGCUGUUUGCUGAUCUGGAUGCUCUCAUGAGGCGUCGCUCGGCUGUGUUGCGCAAAAUUCAUCCGGAAGCUGCUGGCAGCGGCAGUUGUCUGAUUGCUGCUCUUCUGCAGGGGCCUCAUCUUUUUACGUUCAAUCUUGGCGAUUGCGGAGCGGCCUUUGUCUCCUUCGACUCUCGCGUUGCUGCUGCGCGAUCGCUUCGCAGCAAGGCCAAAAGCCACGCAGCCUCCGACUCGGGUGCUGCUGCGGAGUAUGCAGCCGAGGCAGCCUUGCUGGAGCGAACUUGCGCAGAAGGCAGCAGCAGUGAAGGGCAGCACACGCAGGAGCAGCAAGAGGAAGACGCUGUUACGAUUGCCGAAGGAACUGUUGGAGUAUGGGAUUAUAAGGAAGUCGCAUUCAAGCCGUUUCCAGGGGGGCAGAGCAGUCCAGGCGCUGCUGGUACGCUAUCGGAUUUGCUGUUGCAGCAGCAGCAGCAGCGUUACCGCCAACAGCAGCGCUCCGAAUCUGGCGCGUGCAGCAGCAGCAGCAGCAGCAGCAAUUUCGACAUUCUCAUCAGGCACGCCAGUGGCAGCACGAGCCCAAUGCCGCUGAGUCGCUCGGCACCUGCGCUGCGGCAGCGACAACAGAGACACAGUAACAGAAGCAGCCUCAGCAGCAACAAUCUUAAACGCGAUCAGUCCUUCUUCGGGUUGGAGAGUCUGGAUUCGCCAAUUGCAACCUCUCACUUGAUGCCCCCCCUGCCGCAACAGCACCUUCCGCAGCAAAAACGACGGCAGCAGCAGGAGCAGCAGCAGGAGCAGCAGCAAGAGCAGCAGCAGGAGCAGCAGCAAGAGCAGCAGCAACAAGUGACGCAGACUCUGGGUGGCUUGCUGAAGAGGCCAGAUCGCAGCAGCGCUGCAGAGCUGCUUCCUGGUGUGAGCAGCAGCAGCAGUAUCAGCAGCCACAGCAGCAGGAUCUCCUUUUGUCUCAUUCCGAGCAGCAACAAAUUACAGUCUUCAGACAGCGCCUGUUCGCUAGGGACGUACACGUGCAGCAGCAGCAGAAGCAGCAUCACCACUGCCCCCAACAGCAGCAGUAUCACCUUCCAGUGGCUGUCGAGACAGCUGCGCUGUGGCAGUCCAGCCGAAGAAAAACGGCUUCGAGCGCUAGGGGUUAGCAUCAUCAACAACAGGAUGGGGGGCCUUAUUGAGCCGACACGUUCGAUCGGCGACUUUGAUGUAAAGGCACGCUUGCCACCUCGUUCCUUGUCGAUUGAGCCGGAGGUCGGUGUGUAUUCGCUAGCCUCUCUGUUUGCGGCUGCGCCUUCCGCCACUGAGGACGCUGCUGGGGGGGCAGAGACUCCCGGAUCGGCGAUUUCACCGAACUGCGGCGUGUUGCUGCUCGCAACGGAUGGCGUCUGGGAUUUCGUGGACGCGUCAGAUGUCUUGAAGUGCAUGCAGCAAGUCAAGCCUUUCUGGCGAGCACUGGAGACAGCGGCCAAACGCGAGGCGGAACUGCUGCAGCAGCGGCAGCAGCAGCAGAGGCAGCGCGAACUGCUGCGGCAGCAGACAGCCCUCGGCAUGCGGGGAGUAGCCAGCGCGAGCGAUAUAACGGCGAUUCUCAGGAAUUCCUUUGGAGGCUUAAGCAGGACGAGCAGCAGCAGCAAGCUGAGCCAGCAGAGGCAGCAGCAGCAGCAGCAACCCCCACACAACUCUGCGCAGCAGGCACUUCCUUCGGGGCUCAAGAGAAUUACCUCCUGGAGGCGGCUGCUAUCUUCGCAGAACGGUGUCGGCGUGGCGGGAGGAAGCGCAACAAGAGCGCCAGCAGCACAAGCAGCUGCAGGAGACGCUGCUGCUGUGCCGUCCGGCGUCAGCUUUCAGCAAGCCGCCGUGGAUUCCAGCGCUGCAGGCAGCAGCAGCCAUUGGGAGUCGCCGAGUCGGGGGGGCAGAUCCUCUCAGGGAGGCUUUCCCCUGCUGCCUCUCGCGCUUCCCACUCCUGAACUGCUCUCCGAAGUUUGUCACCGCAUCGUUAAAAAAGCCAUAAAGAAUGGAUCGACUGACGAUUGUACCUGUCUCGCAGCGUUCCUGUACCCCGUGUCGUCCUCUGGCUCCGCCUGCGUGGCUGCUCCUUCAGGAGAUUUCCCCGUCAGAGGCGUCGCUGGCGAGUUGGAUGCGUAG